Phaethon lepturus (White-tailed tropicbird) is the source of this 2277-nucleotide messenger RNA. It is a transcript of the gene HAUS6, whose product is annotated as HAUS augmin-like complex, subunit 6. Gene Ontology annotation, molecular function: microtubule binding. Gene Ontology annotation, cellular component: mitotic spindle microtubule; HAUS complex. Gene Ontology annotation, biological process: spindle assembly. The record is from RefSeq and is a predicted model, not a curated record. The transcript has 13 exons. Lineage: Eukaryota; Metazoa; Chordata; Aves; Phaethontiformes; Phaethontidae. The annotation marks the transcript as partial.
AUAAAAGAAAUAAAACAGAUAAAGUCAGAAUAUACAGUGCUACAGACACAGUCUUGCAAGGUGAAACAAAAUGAUGAAAAGAAAAAUGACAAAGCUGAGAGAAUUCAGAAGGUCCGCCAUAUGUGGACACUUAUAAUGGAAAUGCUUACAUCUCUAGAAAAGGAAAAGGAAUGUGUGGAUUCUGUACUUGAUGUACUUGAAGAUUGUGUUGGUCAAUGCACGUUAGAUGGAACUAAGGUUGUUUUCUGUGUUCCAUGGCUGUUGGCUUUCAGAGUUGAAAGGGACAUAGACCAGCAUUGUAUAGGAAAUGUAUAUGAAGCUGGAAAACUGAAUUUCUUAACAAUCAUUCAGUUACUAAAUGAAGCCCUGAGGGCAUUGAGAGAUGAACAUUGUCAAUCUGAAAUAAAACAACAACUUAAGGUCAUUGAGAAGAGGAUUACAUUCUGCAAUAAAGUACUAGAGGAUUUGGAAGCAGAGAGGCGGAAAAAAGAGCAAAAGCAUUGUCUACCAACGAGUGGUAUUUCUAGAAAACAGGAAGACUGGGAAGUGAAGUGGAAAAGCUUUCUUGGCCUGUGUCCUUUUAAUUUAAUCUUAGAUCAGGAUCCAGAACUUGAUUUGUUAAGUGCUUCGCCACCCUAUUCUUCUAGUCUUGCAGAACAAGAAGAUGAGGAUAGCAUCUUCUGUCAACGGCUAGUAUCAGUUUCAGGUGCUUGUGACUCUAUUCAUGAAGUAAGUUACAAGGAAGAUGAUGGAGCAUUGGAAACUAUGGUGGAUAAGUCAAUGUCACCACCAAGGUGCUUCCUCUCACCCAUGCCCCCAAGGAUCUCUCCAGUGCCUUUGGAGUUGUCAAAAGCAUCUGAAAACAGAGACGUGUUAAUUAAAAAGAACUUGUAUAUUGAAACUUGCAAGGGUCAAAAAGAGCCUGUGCCUCCAAAAAUCUUAAAAAAUGGAAGGGAUGAGUCUGCCACUUCAGAAACGCAGGAGAAUGCAGUUGAUCAUGUUAUCCAAACAGAAUCUCCUGUCAAAGAAGACUACCUUCUUAAAGCCAGAGAUGAACUGGCAGAAGAGGUUGCAAGAACAGUGAUGUCUGAGUCGCCUCAGAGUGAUGAAGGAAAAGGAAUGUCAUUAGAAGAUCGCGUUAGCACAAUGGCUUUUGACCCAUUUUUAACAAGGAAGCAAAUUCCUCGAACUCCAGAAAAUCUGCUUACUGAAAUUAGAAGCUCGUGGAGGAAAGCUAUUCAGACUGAGGGCUCAUCAGACAUAGAACUGGCCCCAACGGAAGUAAUGACAGAAGAAGCUCCAGUGGGUGCUAGACCUAUAACACAGAAGGUGGCAGAUUCUAGAUUCAUGUACUCUACCCCUGCAUCUCCUGUACCGGACUUUGAUCCUCUUUUGUCAGAAAGGAAGUCCCAGUCGAGUUCUACAGAAUUUAGACCCCAAGAGCAGAUGAGGGUAGGUCAUAUCAUUGAAUCUCCAAUUUUGGAAACAUCUGGAAUGCAAGAGAGUGAGAGAACUGAAGAACAGGAAUUAAAAUACACUGUUUUGGACAAAAGUUCUGUAGAAGAUCCAGAAGAACAGACUCUUCAAUAUCUAAAGAAGAGCAUGAAUACUCCAGAUACCUGUUUAGAAAACAAUAGUAGAACAAAUGUUCUAUCUUCAGACCACUUUUGGGGUUCCUUAAUGGAUGGGAUGCAGCACUGGGAUGUAUCUUCAUUGUUAAGUUCUAUCAGUCAUGAAGCUGCCUGCUUGGGGAUACUGGGUGAGACACUUCCAGAAGAACUUGAUAGCAUACAUCCCAACAAAUCUGCAAGCUCAGAGUUUGAUUUUGAUAAAAUAGCCAGUGUAUAUGUAACAGGUGGUUCAAAAAAUAAGGUGGAUAUUAAAAGAACAAGGCUAGAACUGCAGUCCCCAUUCAACACAUACAAAGCACUGAAAAAGUCUGCAUCUAGAAGUGAAGAGGAGCUGCAUCAAACACAUGAUGGAAGUGAAUCUGUAAGCUGUAGAUUAGACCUAAGUCUCACACCAGAAAAAAGAGAAAGAAAUGAAUUGUGCAGUCCUCGAGAACUCUUCUGCUUGGAUGAAGAAUUUACCAAGAAGCCAUCACCAAUAUCUCUUAAUGAAAGAAAAUACUCCUUGUCAUCUUUGCUGGUAUCCUGUCAGCAUCUGGAGGAAAUGGCAUCAAUGGUACAUGAAAUCCCGUUAGACUUAAUACAUAAAUUGAAGGAUAAAGAGCAGUUGAAUGAGAAACCGGGCACGAAGGAACCAUCAUCAGGAUAG